AAAAGAAACGCCACCACCACAGAACCAGUGAACCACAAGCCUCUCAGUCGCAGAGCAGGAAGGGGGCGGCAGGGAAGAAACGGACAUGGCGGCCGGCGGCGAGACCAUGAUGACGAGGGAGCAGCUGCUCCACCUCUUCUCCCGCUUCUCCUUCCUCACCUCCCUCCCUGAGGUUAAGCAGCGGAUUGCCGACGCCGUCAGGGACAAGCAGGAGGCUGUGGCCGUGACCACUGAGAUACAAGAGGAGAUCCUUCGCGAGAUGGGCAUAGAUCCAAGUUUUGGUAUUGGUUGCCUAGGUAAGGUCAACGUUGUUUACGAAAAUGACAAGGACUUGAUGAUUAAAUUCUAUCAAUUUGUUGCCAAAGAAGAGAUGGCUAUUGAUGAAGCUGAGCUUGGACCUAGAGAAAUGGCUGAAAAACUACAUGCUCAACGAAUAUUACAAGAACAGCAACUGAACAUGCUAGUUGAAAUGAGGAAAUAUAGCCCAGAGAGCCAAUCUGUCAUACUUGGGACUUUGCGCAAACAAUUGGAGGAAGCAAAUUUUGACAUCAAUGCAUCGAUCUUGAGUCCAGAUCAAAUUCAAGAGAUCAUUCAGAAAUGAUACCAUUUCCCAACAGAUGAGAUUAGUAGUACCAGCCUUGUGCGUUGAUGCGGUGCUGUGCAUCUACCUUUGUAACUGCAAGAAAGAUGACCAGCCUUGUCUAUUUGAUAUCUGGUGAUUGUAAAAUGCAUCUUGAGAGGUGUAAUUGUUACAAGCAACCUUGCAAAACAUACUGAUUUUUCAAAGAUAGUUCUCGGGGAUGUAAAACAUCCGGACUUUGCUAUAGUUCUUAGGGAUACUUAAGCCUUUGGGAAUAACACAAAUAUCAGAGGUCAAUAGAAGUGUUCAUCUUCAUUUAUGUGAA
Molecule: messenger RNA, 905 nt
Organism: Setaria italica (foxtail millet)
Lineage: Eukaryota; Viridiplantae; Streptophyta; Magnoliopsida; Poales; Poaceae
Exons: 7
Coding region: 86-601 (171 amino acids)
Source: RefSeq, a predicted model, not a curated record